AUGCACACCGCCGUCCAAACCCCGCCGUCCAAACCCCGCCGUCCAAACGCCGUCGUCCAAACCCCGCCGUCCAAACGCCGUCGUCCAAACCCCGCCGUCCAAACCCCGUCGUCCAAAUCCCGUCGUCCAAACCCCGCCGUCCAAACGCCGUCUCGUCCAAACGCCGUCUCGUCCAAACGCCGUUGUCCAAACGCCGUCGUCCAAACGCCGUCGUCCAAACGCCGUCGUCCAAACGCCGUCGUCCAAACGCCGUCGUCCAAACGCCGUCGUCCAAACGCCGUCGUCCAAACGCCGUCGUCCAAACGCCGUCGUCCAAACCCCGUCGUCCAAACCCCGCCGUCCAAACGCCGUCUCGUCCAAACGCCGUCUCGUCCAAACGCCGUCGUCCAAACGCCGUCGUCCAAACGCCGUCGUCCAAACGUGAACAAAACAGUUGAAGUGAACCUAUGA
Knipowitschia caucasica is the source of this 450-nucleotide messenger RNA. The record is from the annotation of a GenBank genome assembly. Lineage: Eukaryota; Metazoa; Chordata; Actinopteri; Gobiiformes; Gobiidae.